Molecule: messenger RNA, 2296 nt
Organism: Phalaenopsis equestris
Lineage: Eukaryota; Viridiplantae; Streptophyta; Magnoliopsida; Asparagales; Orchidaceae
Product: proline--tRNA ligase, cytoplasmic
Exons: 14
Coding region: 408-1931 (507 amino acids)
Biological process (GO): prolyl-tRNA aminoacylation
Cellular component (GO): cytoplasm; aminoacyl-tRNA synthetase multienzyme complex
Molecular function (GO): ATP binding; proline-tRNA ligase activity
Source: RefSeq, a predicted model, not a curated record
UGGUAGGUAUGCAAGUUCCUUAUUAUUUUCUAGGUUUUUUGUGCUGAACUUCAAAUUUCACCGUCGCUCGCUCCAACCCUCGAGCUACCUCAGCAAUGGCGAUGCUGGUUUGAUAGCCGUCAUUAGCACAUCAAUCAGCAGUCCGUUAAGCUCUUCUGGAGGUGAAAGGCGGGCAUUUUGGUUGUGCAUUGCUUGCGGAGCUAUAGUUGCCAGAAAAGUACACUGACCGGGAAACUAGGGUUUUGGGGGCUCGACUGGUUUUGCACACUCUGGCCAUUGCACGAUGUCGGGGAUUGCUUUCCAGGAUUUAUAAUGUGACUUUGAACUCUUGUUCCUUCCUAUCCUGUGGAAGAGGGAGUACUGAGGGGAGUAAGAAAAUUUGCAACCGGUUACUAGUCAUUGAGGGCAUGGCUACUGCAAAUGCAAGUACCAGCUCAAAGAAUGCUAGGAAGAAAGAAGUAAAGAAAGAAACUGGAUUGGGUCUAGCCUAUAAAAAGAAUGAAUCUUUUGGAGAAUGGUACUCUGAGGUGGUUGUUAACGGUGAAAUGAUUGAAUACUAUGACAUCUCUGGUUGUUACAUUUUACGACCAUGGACAAUGGUGAUCUGGGAAACCAUGCAAGCAUUCUUUGACGCAGAAAUAAAGAAAAUGAAUGUAAAAAAUGCAUACUUUCCUCUAUUUGUAACGGAGAAUGUUCUUCAAAAGGAGAAAAAUCAUAUUGAGGGUUUUGCUCCAGAGGUUGCCUGGGUUACUAAGUCUGGCCAAAGUGAUCUGGAAGUACCUAUUGCCAUUCGUCCAACAAGUGAGACUGUGAUGUAUCCAUAUUUUUCCAAAUGGAUAAGGGGCCACAGAGAUUUGCCAUUGAAGCUAAACCAAUGGUGUAAUGUUGUGCGAUGGGAAUUCAGUCAUCCUACUCCUUUUAUAAGGAGUAGGGAGUUUCUUUGGCAAGAAGGUCAUACAGCGUUUGCAACAAAAGAGGAAGCAGAUAAGGAGGUUCUUGAGAUAUUGGAAUUAUACCGGAGAAUUUAUGAAGAAUACCUUGCCAUUCCAGUAGUGAAAGGAAAGAAAAGUGAGCUAGAAAAAUUUGCUGGAGGCCUUUAUACCACGAGCGUUGAGGCUUUUAUUCCAAAUACAGGUCGUGGAAUACAAGGUGCUACCUCACAUUGCCUCGGUCAAAAUUUUGCAAAGAUGUUUGAGAUAGAUUUUGAAAAUGAGAAGGGGGAGAAAGCUAAGGUCUGGCAGAAUUCUUGGGCAUACAGCACCCGCACGAUUGGGGUUAUGGUGAUGGUUCAUGGGGAUGACAAGGGUUUGGUGCUUCCGCCCAAAGUUGCAGCUGUCCAAGUCAUUGUCAUUCCUGUACCUUACAAAGACGCAGACAUGCAAACUAUCUUUGAAGCUUGCUCAUCAACUGUUCAAACAUUGCGAGUUGCAGGGUUUCGUGCUGAACAUGAUUUGAGGGAUAAUUAUUCACCUGGCUGGAAGUACUCUAAUUGGGAGAUGAAAGGUGUGCCCUUGCGAAUUGAAAUCGGACCAAAGGAUAUAGCAAAUAAGCAGGUGCGUAUUGUACGGCGUGAUAAUGGAGCUAAAACAGAUAUACCCAUCUCCUGCAUGGUUGAACAAGUCCAAGAUGUUCUCUCCAGUAUUCAUGAAAACUUAUUCAAUGCUGCAAAAGAGAAAAGAGAUGCCUGCAUAAAGGUUGUCCAUACAUGGGAGGAAUUUAUGACGGCCCUCAAUGACAAAAAGUUGAUCUUGACUCCCUGGUGUGAUGAAGAGGAAGUUGAGAAAAAUGUGAAAACACGCACAAAAGGUGAACUUGGAUCUGCCAAGACAUUAUGCACUCCUUUUGAUCAGCCAAGUCUCCCUGAAGGGACUCUCUGCUUUGCAUCAGGGAAGCCAGCCAAGAAGUGGACUUAUUGGGGUCGAAGCUAUUAAUUAUGGCUGAUUUGCUAAAUUUACUAUUCAAUUUUUCACGCUUGUUGCUUUUUAAGAAUUUCUUCUUCUGAUGCGUUUACUAUACCCAUCUUCAAAUUUUAUUCAGCUAGUUUUGCCUUGUUCUGUCUUUGAAAAGUGUCUGGCUAUGAAAUGUUUUACGUCCCUCUGAAACGUCAUUCCGGUCUGCCAAGAUUUUGUAACCCAUUUGUGACAUUAAAUGACUAGUUUAUUUCGAUCAUCAUUAUGUGUCAACAUUGCCGCAGUACUAACGGUGAUUCUUGUUUUUUAAAGUUUUUUGUUUCCUGUUUAGUACUCUGGUAGUGCAGUGCCUGGCUUUGCUUGGAUUGAAAAAAUAUCCGAUGAAA